Cuscuta campestris is the source of this 4223-nucleotide messenger RNA. Lineage: Eukaryota; Viridiplantae; Streptophyta; Magnoliopsida; Solanales; Convolvulaceae. The record is from the annotation of a GenBank genome assembly.
CGAGUACUUUACUUUUUAUGAUACCGCCCCGGCUGACCGGUUACGUUGUGUGGCGUUAAUGUUGGAGGGUCCGGCGGCGGAUUGGUUUCGAUGGCGUCAAAACGGAAAAUUGAUUUCCGGAUGGGAUGAUUUUGUUGAAAAGUUUAAACUGCGCUUUGAUCCCUUGCAUUAUGUGGAUUAUUUUGCACAAUUGGCUAAGCUCCGGCAAACAGGGUCUGUCAUGGAGUAUCAAACCGAGUUUGAGAAAGUCCUACAACAUGUGACCGGGGCAUCCGAAGCUAACCACAUAUCAAUUUUUCAUUCGGGACUCCGGCCGUAUUUACAACAUGAAAUUGCCCUCUUAGCACCAGAAACACUGUCGGAUUCAUUUGCUUUGGCUAGAGAAUUGGAAGCCAAACACGCUGCCUUGCUACAGGCCAUGCUGCAGCGCCAAAAUACCUGGACGUCUGGAGCAAAUUCCCGACCUCCUCUGCCUCGUUCCCCGGUGCCGGCUACAACGGAUUCCACUUCGGCUACAACAGCUUUAGCAACACCCAUCCGCCGUCUCACACGAGCGGAGAAAAUGGAAAAAGACGCGAAAGGUGGACGACGGGUGGACAAAACAGCCACCGUUGUUGAUCCAUGGGUAACGGCGGACAUCUCGAGUCUACAGAGCUUGACCGGGGCUGUUACUCCUCGUUCUUUACAUCUCACGGGCACCAUCGGGACGCACGAAUUACAAGUUUUGAUCGACGAGGGAAGCACCCACAAUUUCAUUCAUCCGCGGGUGGUGUCCAAAUUACACUUAGCUGUGACGCAUGUGCCGCCAUUUCGAGUAUACGUGGGUAAUGGUGAUUACCUCCUCUGUGAUACUCAAUGUCUCCAAGUCAAGUUGGAUUUGCAGGGCACCAUAUUUCCGGUUGAUUUGUUCGUCCUUCAAAUCCAUGGGCCGGAGAUAGUUUUGGGGGUUCAAUGGCUGCAACUAUUGGGGAAAGUCGCUCAUGACUACUCUAAAUUGACAAUGGAGUUUCAAUGGGAGGACAAGUCAGUGAUUUUAAAGGGUUUGCUUCAGGCCCCAAAAGUAGUCUCUCUCCAAGUUUUACAAGCAAUUCAUAAUCUGGCAAGAGCUCGUGACUACAUGGAAAUUCUCUACUUGCAUACGCCGGCAACUCCAGCCUUUACCACAUUGAAGCAGAACAUGACGGCAGCCCCCGUCUUGCGGUUGCCAGAUUUUUCUGUGAUGUUUGUGGUGGAGACCGAUGCAAGUUCAACCGGUAUUGGCGCGGUGUUACUUCAACAGGAGCAACCGAUCUCAUUUUUUAGCAAGAAGUUGGGUCCCUGGCGUGCAGUGGCAUCCGCCUACCAUCGGGAGUUAUACGCCAUUGUUGAGGCCGUCCAGAAGUGGUGUCAGUAUUUGUUGGGUCGCAUGUUCACGGUGCGUACAGACCAGCGGAGUUUAAAGGAGUUGUGGCAACAAGUGAUCCAAACCCCCGAUCAGCAGUUUUAUGUUCGGAAAUUGUUGGGGUUUCGAUUUCAAAUUGAGUAUAAGACAGGUCCUUCCAACCGCGUGGCAGAUGCUUUGUCAAGGCGUGAUGAGCCGGCGCUUUCUGGCCAAUCGCUGGUGUUACUGUCCCAGCCAGUCCCGAACCUCCUUAGCCACAUCCGGGCUGAUAACACGACACAGCCGGAUUUGCUUCGCCUCCAUGACGGGCUUCGCCAGGGCACGUUGAGCACUGACUAUACGGUGGCAGACGGCAUCCUUUAUUUUCGUCGACGCAUUUACAUUGGGGUUAAUUCAGCAUUACGGAUGGUCCUCAUCCAUGAAUAUCAUGAUGCCCCGAUGGCCGGACAUUCGGUUGACAAACUGCUCGUGGAACGAACUGAGAUGCUAGGCCGGCUGCGUCAAAGAUUGGCCCUGGCCCAGCAAUGGAUGCAGGCUGCCGCGGAUAAGCAUUGCCGUGAGCUCUCGUUUGAAGUGGGUGACCUGGUCCUUUUAAAGUUACAACCGUACCGGCAACACUCAGUCGCGGUACGGCGGUCGCAGAAGUUGGCCCGGAGGUAUUAUGGGCCGUUCGAAGUUCUUGCCAUAGUCGGGGCAGCGGCCUAUCGUCUCAAACUUCCGAAGGGGGCGCGUAUCCAUCCGGUAUUUCAUGUGUCAUUGUUGAAGCCAUUUCGGGAGAGUGGGGAUGGAAUCUCGGCCUUGCCUCUUCCAGAUGCUUUGGUGCAGGGGGACCCCGUUUCUGCUCCAGUACGCAUACAUGGGAGACGGACGAUUUUGCAAAAUGGUAGGGCAGUGGAGCAAGCUUUGGUCCAGUGGUCGGAUGGUGGGUUGGAUGACGCUUCGUGGGAACCAUUGGAUACGAUUCGAGAGCACUUUCCUCAAUUUCACCUUGAGGACAAGGUGCUUCUUGAACCGGGGGAGAAUGUUACGACUGGGGCUCGUGAGGACGUCGAGGACGGGGCUGACCAUGCAUGCAUGGGGGAGGUGCGGCGUAGGACAAUCAAAGCUCUGAAGGUGAAGGUUCAGAGGACAGAAAAAAUGAUGGAUGCUGAGUGGGCCAAACACAGGAAGAACGACAAACCGGAAAAAUUGUCGGAAGAAGAGUUGGAGGAUUUGAAGGACAUGGCAACAAGUACAAUAUGCCUAUGCCUUGCAAAUAAUACUCUUCGAGAGGUUCUCGGUUUAACGGUCUUGGUGGAUAUUUGGGACAAGCUGGAGAGCCGGUACAAGUCGAAAUCGUUAACAAGUAGGCUAUACUUGAAGAAGCGACUGUUUGGUCUCCAAAUGGCGCAGGAAGCUAACGUUAAUGGACACUUGGAUGAAUUCAACAAGAUUACAACAGAGUUGGAAUCCAUUGAUGUGAAGAUUGAAGAGGAGGACAAGGCGCUGCUUUUGUUGGCUUCAUUGCCUUCAUCUUUUGACAACAUCGUGACCACACUUUUGUUUGGAAAAGAGACCUUAAAAUUUGAUGAAGUAGUUGCUGCGUUGUUGAUGAACGAGACUCGACGGGGUGGCAACGGGGUAUCAAAUGACGGUCAAGCUUUGGUAGCAAAAGGAGCUAGUCGGGAACGAGGACGGUCUAAAGAGAGGGGCGGCGCGUCCCAACGCUUCAAAUCGAGUAGUAAAAGCUUUCGGUGUUACUACUGCGAUGAAGAGGGUCAUUUCAAAAGGGAUUGUCUAAAGAGGAGGAAGGAAAAGAAGGACGGGAAAACACCCGUGACUGUGGUUGCAGAAUGUUCAAACCAAGAAAGUGAAGAUGACUUGUUUUUGGCAACCACAAAGAGUCUAGGUAAAUCGGAUUGGAUAUUAGAUUCGGGUUGUUCGUUUCACAUGUGUUCAAUUAAGGAAAAGUUUGAUACGUAUCAAACUUGUGAUGGGGGUGCUGUGAAGAUGGCAAAUGGUGCACGGAGCAAGAUUGCAGGGGUCGGAACAGUGCAAGUUUGCAUGUUUGAUGGCGUGGUGAGAACAUUAACUGGAGUGAAACAUGUACCGGGUCUAAAAGGAAAUUUAAUUUCAUUGGAGGCUUUAGACUCAGAAUGCUACCGAAUUUUUGCUCAAGGUGGAGUGUUAAAAAUUUCUAGGGGAGCAAUGGUGGUAGCAAAAGGAGUUUUGUCAAAGGGCUUGUAUAAACUUGUAGAAAAAGAUUUGACACAGAAGCGAUCAGAAGGAAACAUUACAAGUGCAACAAGCGGAGCAUUUACAUGGAAGAAGCGGGUGAUGUUUGAAGCUUCUCAGGUUGGUGGAGACUUUGACCUUGCCAGAAUGAGCGGGGUGGAGCCGGACCGUGGUUUGAUUAAUUAAUCAAGUGGUGCAUUAAUAUCACAAGUUCUCAAUCUACAUAUAAACUUGUACAUUGAAUAAUCACCUUGGUUCCCAUGACAUUGGGAACCAAUGUCAUGGGAUGACCCGGGGGCGCUCCGGUGCCCCGUUCGUAAAAUUGACGAUUCCUACCCCCAUGACAUUGGGAACCUUGCCCUUGAAUAAUAUAUCAUCAAUUAACACAAUCUUUUACACUGCACGCACCAAUGAGCUGAGGAGCUGAGGAGGUCUGGGUCUUUAAUUUCCAAGAGCCAAACCAAGCAUGCAUCUUCCAUAUUAGUGAGGUAAACAAUACUCACUCCAUCUCACAAAACAUUAUCCAUUUUGAAUAGUAUUUGGUCAAACAGUUACACAAUUUGACUACAAAUUGUGAGAAAAAGUAUACUGAAUUAUAAUAUAAAUUUAAUAUAAUUGGAUUUAUCUU